This is a messenger RNA of Babesia bovis T2Bo, 1074 nucleotides long. RefSeq names its product putative 50S ribosomal subunit protein L17. The transcript has a single exon. Bases 429 to 908 code for a protein of 159 amino acids. The record is from RefSeq and is a predicted model, not a curated record. Lineage: Eukaryota; Apicomplexa; Aconoidasida; Piroplasmida; Babesiidae. Gene Ontology annotation, molecular function: structural constituent of ribosome. Gene Ontology annotation, biological process: translation. Gene Ontology annotation, cellular component: large ribosomal subunit; ribosome.
AAUUCUAUUCUAGAUGCUAUAUAUACCUAUUAUCUAGAGUACUAUGUAAUUGAAGUAUAUAUAAAGCAUAGUUGAUGUCGUGUCAUUUCUUGUGGUUUGUCUGGAAGGACUCAAGUCAAUUCUCGAAGAUCUAUUUUAGUCAGGCAUAUAAUCUAAUCUGGACAUUCUAUUACAUGCUAAUAUAGGCACCAGGAUUGUUUACGCAAUCAAUUGUAAUACACUCUGUAUGUUACUUGGAUUCUAUGUUACAGACCAUCCAGCCGAUAACUGGGAUUAUAUGCUGGCUCUUCAUGAUUCAAUAGUCAUGGCCAUUCGGUUCUAAAGUGAUAUCAUAAUCAUUUUUAAUGGAUACGCUUGACAAAUCAAUGACAAGAGUGGAUAAAGGACAUUUUUUACAAGUGCUCUGAGAAAACGGAUCAUGCCAGUAAAUGAAACUUGUUGGUUUUUUGUUUUAUUGCUUGGUGCUUAGAUUCGUUACGUCAUUUCGUGAGCGUUCUUUGACAUCGUUGUUAAUCUCAAGCUGCAAUAGGUUUCCAUUUGGGUUAUAUGGAAAUCUCCGUGAGUGCCAAAAGUUAAAGAGGUCUCACUCCCCCCGUAGAGCGUUGCUGCGGGCACUGACAACUCAGGUGCUACGCCACGGUAGAAUAAUAACCACACUAAAUAAAGCAAAGCAGACGAAGCCGCGCGUAGAAAGGAUUAUCAAGUAUGCAAAGCACCCUAACACGCGCCACGCGCGAAUACUGAUCAAUAAGUGGUUAUAUGACCGAGAAUUGGCAGAAAACGUUCUGAAACUAGCUCCUAUUCGUUUUAAGGAACGCCACGGGGGCUACUGUCGCAUUAAACGGCUAUCUUACAGUACUGUUGGUGACAAUUCCAAGCGAGCUAUUCUAGAGCUCCUGGAUUACUAACAGGAAUAUAGUCACCCCAAAGCCUGGCUCACACUUUAGUACUCAAUCACCUAGUUCAUGGUGAUAUCAAGGUAAUAUUAGCCAUGUAGAUGUAGUGGCAACCUGGUACCCAUGGUGUUCAUGUUAACGAUUAGUAUAACUUCAUUUCGUGCUCCAUAUCCUGGGA